Molecule: messenger RNA, 3066 nt
Organism: Microdochium trichocladiopsis
Lineage: Eukaryota; Fungi; Ascomycota; Sordariomycetes; Xylariales; Microdochiaceae
Exons: 17
Coding region: 61-2958 (965 amino acids)
Source: RefSeq, a predicted model, not a curated record
AAGAUUUCCAACCAUUUCCAGCUUUCGAAUUCGAGUUUGAUGUCGGGUUGAGCUACAACCAUGCCUGAAACACGCAGCAGCAGCAGCAGAGCACAGCUAUCUCCAACCCCCUUGUCCGUUGGUCCCAGGCUGCAGCUAGUAGCGGAUGACCCGAUCGAGUCUAUCGAGCAGGAUCUCGACGACUUGAGUAUCGGCUCAUCCUCCGAUUCGGGCCAAUAUAUUCAGACGCCGUCAACCUCGACUUCUCCUUCUUCUCCGCGCUCAAGUAAUGCCAGCCACGAGGAUGGCUCAACGAACUCUCGGCCUGCAGUGUUUGGAUCGAGGACCCAGAGCGAUGGCGGUCUAGACUUGGGCGACAUCAACGCAGCUUUGGACGUGCUCGCCACAACACAGUCGGGCGGGAGAGCUCGAGCCAACAGAAGGCGCAGUUCUCCUGUAGAUCAAAGCCCUCACAAUGUCGACGACGAGCAGGUUCCUGGGGAUCGCUUCAACAAUGCCACUUUCCAACAAGCUCUCAGGGAAGCUAAAGGCCUGGCAACUGAUAUUCAUCGUGUCCUGGGCAGCAGCGAUCUGCAUCUGGAACCCAGCUCGGCCAUGAGGCGACUGCAUGAGACGGCGAGUGAACUGGCUCGAUUCCAUCCACCUUCCACCAGGAUCGUGGGGUUUGUCGGCGACUCCGGUGCAGGCAAGAGUAGCUUGCUCAACUCGCUACUCGAUAUUCCAGGCUUGGCCAGGACGAGCAACGAAGGUGCAGCCUGCACAUGUGUAGCCACCGAAUACCAUUACCACAACAGGCAGGACUUUUUGAUUGAGAUUGAACUCUUCACGGAGGCCCAGAUCCACGAUCAGCUCGCAGAUCUGCUCAAAUCGUACCGGCACUUCCACCUAAACAGGCGGGAGCUGCAUCGUACAGAAGUGCGGGAUUUCGAGGAGAGAGCAACGCUCGCGGUUGACACCUUUGUCGCCAUGUUUGGGUCGCGGCUCGAGCAGAACGGCACCUCGAAUUUCCUUCCUUGCCUACUGGCACCUAGCACGCGGGAAGUGCUGCGCACACUCAAGCAGUGGGCUCAUGAGGCAAUGCCGUCCCAGGCACAGACACGAAUAGUCCUAUCCAGUAUCGCGCAGUGUUCGACGCGACUGGCCGAGCUCACAUCUGACGCUUCCGGCGCACAAGAGCGACUGCCAUGGCCCUUCAUCAGCAAGAUCAAAGUCUUCGUCAACGCGUACAUCCUCGAAAAGGGCCUUGUGCUUGUCGAUUUGCCUGGUCUCCGCGACCUGAAUACCGCGCGACGGAAUGUCACGGAGAGAUAUCUGCGCAAAGUCGACGAGAUCUUUGCCGUUUGCCCUAUCGGCCGGGCGACGACAGACGAGGGCGUCAUGGCCGUCUUUGAUCUGGCGGCGCGUGCGGGCCUGACCAGUGUCAGCAUCAUAUGUACCAGGUCAGAUGAUAUUCGGCCAGAAGAGGCAGUCGUAUCUUGGACGGGCAGCACAAGAACCAGAGUCCAGGAUGCCAUGGACGACGUGCAAAAUGCUCGAGACGCCAUUGCUGAAGUCCAACUGGAGAUAGAUGAGCUGGAGAUGGAUGAAGAAGACGGUUAUACGAGUGAGGAGCGAGAUCUUUUCUGCGAACUUCACAGGCAGAAGAAACGAGCCGAGACGCAAUUGAGAAAUGCCCAGUUCCGGCUGCGCAAGCUAGUGAUCGACACCCGGAACUCCACGGUCACGAACAGGCUGCUCCGUGUGUACCAGGCAAAGGUCCCAGAUGACACGCUGCGGGUCUUUUGCGUUAGCAACAGCGAGUACUGGGACAACCGCCAGAAACGGAGACAGGUUGCGGUGCCACACCUGAUGCUCAGUGGGAUACUGUCCAUCCGGCAGCACUGCCGCGCUCGGGUGUCCGAGAGCCAGCAUCGCAUGUGCACCAAGUACAUGCGCGACAGCAUACCCGCUCUGCUGGGUGAGGUUCGCCUAUGGGUCUCAUCGGCUGAGGCCGGCUCGAUGGACGCAGAAAGACGCCGAGUGAUGCGACAAGGUCUCACCUCGCUGGAGAACCGGCUUCGACGAGAUCUUGAACAUGGCGAGUCACGCACUUUGGGAUCCAGUCUGGUGCUGGACAUGCGGCAGGGCUUCCUAGAUCCGGGUCGACUCCGCAUUGCGUCUUGGUCACAAGGGGCCACCGACGCGUGUUAUGAAUGGAAUGGCUGGCACCAUGCAUCAUACUCGGCCUUUUGUCGCAACUACGGAGAUUAUUGUACUCCCAAAGUCGGUUCACACUGCUGGAACGACGAAGCAAUGGCGAAGAUGGUCCGACAAGUCCGGCCAAUGUGGCAAGGCCUUCAGUCGAGGCUGGAUGAGCGCGUCGAUAGCCUCGCAGCCAGCAUCACGGCCUCUUUGGAUCAAGCAGCGAAUUACCUACACACUGGCCUUGCCGACCAUGCGGACUUGACGAUACAAUUGGAGACCACGCUGCGGAGCAAUCAGCAUCUCUUGGAGUCCAAUAUCCACGAGCUGAAAGAUGACUUUGACAAUGCUUUGAGGCAACUGCAAAUCGAUGCCACCUCUGGUAUCCGCACUUCGCUCAUCGGCAAGUAUAUGGAGCCUGCAUACCGAAACGCCAUACACGAGUUUGGGACUGGGAGUGACGCCCGCCGCAAGAGCUACAUCACAACCGCAUUCCGGAAGCAGGAACUCUUUGAGAAGCUCCUCGCGUCUGUGCGAGACUCUUUCAAGGAGAUUGCUGAGGACCUGCAGGAGCAGGUCAACUCCAACAUCCAGGAACAUCUGGGAGCGGUUAGGGCUGUUCUGGACAUCUUGCGAAGUGACAACGCUGCGCGGGAAGGCGACGAGAAUCCGGUUUUCAGACAGGCGCUGGCGCACCGUGUCUCAACCGCCAGCGAAGAGAUGACGCGAAUCAUGAGCCUGAUCGAGCAGUCUGAUCAGGUCCUAGUCAAUGCAUGACAGUGCAUUUGUGUGCCUCGGAAGCUCUGAAUGGAGGAGUCCUGCGUUGGAGUGUGCGACAUGCUUUAAAUUAGUCGUUAUUCUUGUGUUAACUACUCAAAAUUCGCG